AAGUUUCAUCUGUGGGCUUCUCUUUUUAUUUUCAUGCAACAAACCAAUAUCGCUAUUCACCCACUCCCUGUGGUAAUUUAAUUUGUUGGUGUAACUUGCCACUGAUAAGGCAGGGGUAGUGCUAGGUACAGUAUAGUGGAGAGGAGAUUUUAAAAUGUUAUUUGAUUUAGUUAUAGAUUGACUCCUCUAUAUUCCUGUCAUAUGUAACCACCUUUAUAAUAGUCCGUUGAAAGGAGGAGGGCGGGAAAUCCCCUCCACUUUUCCCGUGCCAAAAAAAUCGCCGCUUCAGUAGUAGGAAAACGUUUGUCCCUGACUACCGUAAAAACAGGGGAAUUACUGAGGCUUUAGCUGCUCGCCAGGUGCAAUAAUGGGCAGACGGCAUUGCUCCGUUUCUCCUAGCGCUCCUCAGAGGGAUGCCCUUUCUUCACCCUAUCUGGGGCGGCCUUUUCCGCCGCCUCCCACUUCUUCGUUUCACACUUAAGCCUAUUAGAAGCCUUCUUCGCUCCGGCUUUGGCAGGCUGCCCCGGCUCACAAGAUGAGCAUUGUUUCUCGAGGUACGCAUUUUACGCAGCGCUCCUGUCAGGCCGACAGCCAUGUACCCAACGGUACGCCAGACAUCUGGUUCUGUAUGGUUUUCACGUAGGGAUACAGCGUAAGGGCGGGACGGCAGCGGGAAUGCGCCCCUCCCUCCUAUGCUUCGCUCAGUGAGGCCGGGUGCAAGACGCGCCCGCGGAGACGGCCCGUAACGGGUGUCGAGUGGAAAGAAGCGAGUGAUUCCCAAUCCUCUGCUACGCUUCUUGCGCAGGAGAAAGUCCUAGCCCGCGCCUUUCUUCGCCCGCUAUCUCCACGCUGCUGGCGUAGCAUGCCCCAAGAUGGCGUCGCGGUCGUCGUCGUUGGCGGCGGUGGCCGGAGCGCUGGCAGAAUCUGCGGUGCCGACGUGGGAAGAACUGAGAGGGGAGAUGAGGCGGCGGGCAGAGGGUGGCAGCAUUAGUGCAGAGUAGCGGCUACCGAAGGGGGGGGGUCCCUUCCUUCUCCUCUGGUGUGUGUGAGACAAGAGACUCUUUGGGAUAGCGGGUCGCCCGCCUCCCUCCGGCAGGGAGACCCCGGCCUUCCCUCGUGCGGAGCUGACCCCCUUGCUUCGGCUCACCCCCCGCUGCCGCCUCGCCGGUGGGUCUUCCCACCCUUGCUUGCGAGUGGAGGAUGAUGAAGCUCAAGUCCAACCAGACUCGCACCUACGACGGGGACGGAUAUAAGAAGCGGGCGGCUUGCCUCUGCUUCCGCAACGAGAGCGAGGAGGAGGUUCUCUUAGUGAGCAGUAGUCGUCAUCCAGAUAGAUGGAUUGUCCCAGGUGGUGGUAUGGAACCUGAAGAGGAGCCCAGUGUGGCUGCUGUGCGAGAAGUUUGUGAAGAGGCUGGAGUGAAAGGGACGUUAGGAAGAUUAGUAGGAAUUUUUGAGAACCAGGACAGGAAACACAGAACAUAUGUUUACGUACUUAUUGUCACAGAAGUACUGGAAGACUGGGAGGACUCUGUGAAUAUUGGAAGAAAAAGGGAAUGGUUUAAAAUAGAUGAUGCCAUAAAAGUUCUGCAGUAUCACAAACCUGUGCAGGCCUCAUAUUUUGAAACAUUGAGGCAAGGCUAUUUGGCUAACAAUGGCACUCCUGUUGUGACCACAUCAUUCUCAAAAGAGAGUGCACUAUCUGACAUCAGAUGACUGAAGAUAUCUUUUUAAGAGAAGUAGAUCUUGAAAAGUAGACUGAUAUUUGGAUUUUCCUUCCUCCCCCUCUUCUCACUGCUUUCACAUUGCUUCUUCUAUCAAACAAGACGUGUGCAGCAGCAUUUGGCAGAGCAAUGUUGAGUGUUGCAUUCUAGUGCAAAGUGGGGUUUUCUUGCUUUUACUUGGAUAUGUAUUUUGUAAACCACAUUUUGUGCAUGAAGAGACCCUUCCCUCUUAUUAAUAUUUUGACAACCUGAAGAGCAAGGCUGCUUGUUUCACCUUUGCCUUGUCAUUUGAAAUGUUUUCAUGUGUACUAUCCCACCCCUAGCCAUCCCUCUUACCUUUUUAGUUAAAGAAGGCUACAAAUAUAUGAUCAGUUCUUUAAGUCUUAGAUUUUGUUCAGCAGAAAGCUGUUGAGAUCUGUGUGGUGGCCACUUUCUCAAUGCAUGUGUGUAUUCUUUUUUUAGAUGGAGAAACAUAACACUUUAAUUUUGCAGGAUUUUAAAAAAAUGAGAUGCUUCUGUAAAGGAGGGCUUCAUAAUCUUGUUUGCCUUGUUUUUUUUUUAAAUAUUUUUUGUGACAGUGCUAGUGGCUGGGCCAGUUUGAUACCUUACACUCCAUUCCCUGACCCCAGCUUAAUCCAGUGACCCUUGGUGGAUAAGUCCAAGUUACAGUCAUUUGCAUCCCUGGUGCUCCGUUCAUUCUACAGUUGCAGCCAAUAAGUCAUCUUCUAACAGUGGACAGAACACAAUGAAUUGGUCACCAUUCGCUCAAUGGCAUAUGGCCUCUGAAACGACGUGAAUUCCAGUCUCAGUAAAUAGGAAUCAGGGAUUCAAAAUGAGUUUAGAAUUAGUGAACUGGACCAUCGAGCAGCUAUGCUUUCUGCUGGCAUGGAUUUUUUUCUCUCUUCUUGUACACCGCUGAUAUCUCUUCUUGUCCACAUGCCUUACACCAUACUGAACUGGAUAUUAUAGUUUGUGCUAAAACAUUGGAUUAUACUUUGAGUGUCACUGCACAGUGAGACAGUAAAGUGUGUCCCUGAAUAGAAACCCAGGGAAGAAUGUCAGUUGUCCAAUCUCUUCCUUUAUCUGUAGCAUUGCAGCACUUGUAAAUGCACCGUGGAGAUGCUCAAAAUGGCGAACUUUUAUCUUUCAGUGGUUAAGGUACAACUGGCUCCCAAGCAGAAAUGCUGUUGCGGAGAACUGUGUCAUUUAAUAGGAUAGUUAAGCUGAUACAUUGGUGUCAUUGAUCACCUUUUUGUUUCUAUUGAUGUAUGUUUCAUGCUGUCUUGAUUUGCCAACAGUGUUGUCUAGUUGGGAGAUUGUGAAAAGGGCUGUGGGGAGGGGUGGGAUGUGGGAGAUUUUGGGGAGGGGCAUUAGUUAAUCCCUGGCUUGGGACAGGACUUAGUUGCUAUAUUUGGUGACUACUUCUUUGUCACAGUAUAGCCAAGAUGUGAAAUUAAAUCUGCAGUACUCUUAUUUGACUGAUAAUUUUCUCUUGCCAUUAAUUUUAAUAACAUAAAAUUGUCCUGCAAUAGUUGAGCAGCAUGAAGAAGUACAUGUGUAUACUUUCUGCUUUAGAAGGUUGCUGUGGAAUUUGCAUUCUAAUUCUGGUUCUUUGCUUAAUUACACUAUUUUCAGUAAAUAAGAUAUCAUUUCAUAAUGGAUUUCUAACACCGAAAGCUAUACACAAUAGAAGGCUGAGAGGAAACAUUGAAAAGUGGCUUAAACUUGAAUGUCUAGAACAAACGCAAAACUUUGCUGUGCCACUUCAUUGCCCUUUACCUUAACAAUAAAACGAAAAAUUAACUGCAAAGGGCUUUACUAGUGUCUUGAAAAGUACAAUACAAUUUUCCUAUUAAGGAAUAUGUGGCACUUUCCAGUAUAGCAAACUGUUGCCUUUAACUAAGGAGUUUGGGUCUCAUUGGAAUAGAUUAGGAUAUAGAAAAUCCUUGAAAGACUGGCUGCAGUUUUAAUAUCUUCAACAUGUACACUUUUUAAAGACUCAAUUUUUUUUAGGGUUGUUAAGCUGAUAUUUAGGGUAGGAUAUUAUUAAUAAUUCACUAAGAACUUGGUGAGGGGUGGUCAGAAAAAAUAAACUGUGCCAAGAGUGUAGUUUAAUGUGGGAUGAACUGAUUCUAUUUAAGUAACUGCAUUGAGUCUCUGAUGUUGACUUUAUAAACUGGAAAUGGAAGAUGUAAUUCGUAGGGUACAAACAGUGUGGAUUCUUCAGUUGUAUAUUUUUAACUCAGUCCUUGUUCUUGUUUGCUAAACCUGAUCUUUUAAUUUGUUUCUGAUGCACUAUAGAGUUCACAGCUUUCCCAGCAUCUCAGGGUAUUAUGUAAUAAAUGAAUCGUGAAACUGCUUAAUAAUAUAAAUGAAAACCA
Molecule: messenger RNA, 4102 nt
Organism: Pogona vitticeps (central bearded dragon)
Lineage: Eukaryota; Metazoa; Chordata; Lepidosauria; Squamata; Agamidae
Gene: NUDT3
Product: nudix hydrolase 3
Biological process (GO): diadenosine hexaphosphate catabolic process; adenosine 5'-(hexahydrogen pentaphosphate) catabolic process; diadenosine pentaphosphate catabolic process
Cellular component (GO): nucleus; cytoplasm
Molecular function (GO): bis(5'-adenosyl)-pentaphosphatase activity; diphosphoinositol-polyphosphate diphosphatase activity; endopolyphosphatase activity
Source: RefSeq, a predicted model, not a curated record